Lemur catta (Ring-tailed lemur) is the source of this 3310-nucleotide messenger RNA. It is a transcript of the gene FANCB, whose product is annotated as FA complementation group B. NCBI's taxonomy places the organism in Eukaryota, Metazoa, Chordata, Mammalia, Primates, Lemuridae. Gene Ontology annotation, biological process: interstrand cross-link repair; replication-born double-strand break repair via sister chromatid exchange; negative regulation of double-strand break repair via homologous recombination. The transcript is spliced from 9 exons. The record is from RefSeq and is a predicted model, not a curated record. Gene Ontology annotation, cellular component: Fanconi anaemia nuclear complex. The coding region runs from base 187 to 2790 and encodes 867 amino acids.
GCAGGCUCCGUAUGCUCCGCCUCCUAUGCACUGGACGCAGCCUCCAGCCCGGGUUUCCCAGGAUGCAGCGCGCUGGCGGGAGGUUUGGAUCCGCGGGACUGUGCAGCCGCGUGCGGUGUCCGGGACGUGGCGGCCGAGCUCAGGUUUAAAAGCAUCAGCUGGAAUCAAUUUGCAUUUGAAAGUUGGAUGAACACAAAGACUUGGUAUUGUGGAAUGACUAGCAAACAAGCAACGUCAUCUAAUGAACAAGAAAUGCCUUUGUGUUAUAAUGGGGAAGUCCUUGUUUUCCACUUGUCUGAAGGGAAUUUUUCACAUAAAAAGCCUGCAGAAAAACCUCCCAUAUUACAUGUCAGAAGAAUGGUAUUUGACAGAGAAACAAGAUCAUUUGUUCAGAAGUCCACUGCAUUCUUCAGCAUAAAGGGAGAAAACUCUCAUUUAAAAAUUGUGUGUUGCAACUGUGUGUCAGAUUUCAGAACUGGAAUUAACCUCCCUUACGUAUUAAUACAAUGCAAUAAAAAAAAUAAUGUUUUCAAAUAUUCACUACUAUUUCUUCACAAUACCAAUAAAUUUGAAAAGCGUUUGAGUUUUAGAGUAGGCCACAAGUUGAAGGAUGGCUUAAGGGUCCUUAAUGGCCCUUCAGUUUUAUGGAGACAUGCCAACACAUUCUUCUAUACGUCUUCCAAAACUGGCAAAGUUAUUACUCUGUCAGUUAACUUAUCCUCUAUUGAGUGGGUAGGGGAGUUUGAAAAUGUAGGUAUCGUUUUAUUGGGACUAAAGAAAUGUUAUUUAUCUGAGGAAAGAUGCACCCAGGAACUUUCAAAAUCAGAUUAUGCAAUUUGGAACACCAAAUUUUGUGUAUACUCUCUUCAAAGUCAAGAAUUAUUAAGUGAUGCAUACAUUAUCCCUCCUGUUUAUAGCAGUGUGGUAACUUGUGUGCAUGUCUAUGCAACUGAGAUCAUCAACAACCAGUUAAGAAUGUCUCUGAUUGCCCUUACUCGAAAGAAUCAGCUGAUUUCAUUCCAAAAUGGGAUGCCUAAAAGUGUGUGUGAGCUUCCAUUUGGAGAUCCCUGUGCAGUUCAAUUUAUGGAUUCAGGUGGAGGAAACCUCUUUUUCAUUGUAUCCUUUAGGUCCAAUGAUGCUUGCGCUGUUUGGAAAAAGAAUUUUCAGGUUGUUGCUAAAUGGGAAAACCUUAGCUUAGUACUGGUAGAUGAUUUUAUUGGAACUGGAAGUGAACAAGUACUGCUACUUUUUAAGGAUUCCUUGAACUCAGAUUGCCUUACUUCAUUUAAAAUAACAAAUCUUGAAAACAUAAACUAUUCAAGUGAACCAUUGGAUUGCAAUGAAGAUGAUUUAUUUGAAGACAAACAAGAGAAUCGUUACUUGGUGAUUCCACCUCUGGAAAGAAGAUUAAACGUUGGUUUGGCUUCUGUUCGGGAAUUACGAAAACAUCUCUUGCUUAAGGAAAAAAUUGUUUCAAAAUCUUGCAAAGCUUUAAUAAACUUGGUUCAAGGGAAAGGUGAUAAUACAUCAAGUGCAAAACAGGAAUGUCUCGUUCCACUUUGGAGUGAAGAAGAAAAUUCUGUCCAUAUCUUUGAUGAAAAGUUACCAGACAAUUUUCAAGAUUCAAAACAGCUGGUAGAGAAGAUAUGGUAUCGUGUAAUGGAUGAUAGUUUGGUUGUUGGAGUGAAAACCACAUCUUCUUUGAAGCUGUCCCUGAAUGAUGUGACUUUAUCAUUGAUAAUGGAUCAAGCCCCUGGCUCCAGUUUUCCGCUCAUUAAGUGUCAAAAUAGGGUGAUUAAGUUGAGUAUGGAUUCUCUCCCAGCACCACACUUGAUGCCGCAUGAAAUAGGAUUAGAGGCAAAAAAGAUCAAGCUGACCCUUGAUAGUGAGGAAAAGGAAAGCUUUGUUUGUGAACAACCAUCUAAGAAAGAAUGUGUACAGAUGAUUACUGCUGUAACAACUCUUUCACCACUUUUAGUAUUCAGUAAAUUUUGUUGCUUUGUGCUGCUACAAAUUAGGGAGAGAGAAACUGGUAACUAUCCUGAAGUUCGUUAUAUUCUGUGUGGCAGACUUUUUUUAAGUCUAGAAGAUCUUUCAAGUGGGAAAUACAUACUGACAUUUCCAAAGAAGAAACCUAUAGAACACAUGGAAGAUCUUUUUGUACUUCUCGCAGCAUUCCACAAAUCUUGUUUUCAAAUCACGUCAUGUAGAUAUGCCCUGGGUUCAAUGAAGGCAUGGCUCUUAGAACACAUGAAAUGUGAAGUCAUCAAAGAAUUUCCAGAAAUAUGCUUUUGUAAAAGGCCAGGAAGUUUCUAUGGGACACUCUUUAAAUGGAAACAAAGAACACCAUUUGAAGGGAUUUUAAUAAUUUAUUCAAGGAAUCAAACAGUUUUGUUCCAGUGCCUUCAUAGUCUCAUCACAGUUCUCCCUGUAAACUGUAUUUUGAGAAAUCUAAAAUUAGGAAGUGAAGAUUUCCUAAUUAAUCAUAUGGCAAUGUCUUUGGAGAAGGAAUUGGUUACACUUGGUUCUCUUUCUUCUGGUUUAUCUAAAGUUGAAAGCAACUUUGUGCAGAGGUGUGAAGCAAGCAAAGGAAAGAAUAGUGUCGUAGCUGCUUUAUCAGACAGAGAGGAAGAAAUUCAUUGGUACAGAAAAGAACUUCAGAGAGAAAAGGAGAAAGCAUUGGAAACAAACCUAAAAGUGAGUGGUGCCCUUUACAGGGAAAUAACUUUGAAAGUAGCUGAGGUUCAGUUAAAAUCAGACCUCACUGCACAGAAACUGACCAAUUUAUAAUUACAGUUUCAAUUUGAUAUUUUAGAAUGUGUUUUCACUGCCAUAAAGUUUUGGUUCCACUUGCUAUAUGUCUCUUUUGUAAAAAUAAAGAUUGAGGCUUAUUAUAAUAGAAUCUUUAGUUUUGAUGCACAAAGUGUGGUAUGCCUUGUAGAGCAGCAGUUCUCAACUAGGGCCAUUUUGCCUCUCCCCACUCCUUCCCCCAGCCCCUACAAGGGUCAUUUGGCUAUGUCUGGAGAUAGUUUUUGGUUGUCAGAAGUUGUGGGGCCAGGGAGAGGUGAGGCAGGGGUGCUCUGGGGCAUCUAGGUGGUAGAGGCUAGAGGAGGCUAGAGGAGACCAGGGAUGCUGCUAAACAUCCUACUAUGCACAGGAAACCCCCCACAACAAAGAAUUAUCUAGCCUAAAAUGUCAAUAAUGCAGACGUGGAGAAACCCUGUCUUAAAGUUAUCACAUAUAUGAAGACAGAAAUGACAUAAUUGUAUUUGAGUCUAAAUCUUUUUAAAAACUUAAUCCUUUUCUUAUA